Messenger RNA from Frieseomelitta varia, 1582 nucleotides. It is a transcript of the gene Trmt6, whose product is annotated as tRNA (adenine(58)-N(1))-methyltransferase non-catalytic subunit TRM6. The coding region runs from base 1 to 1404 and encodes 467 amino acids. The record is from RefSeq and is a predicted model, not a curated record. Lineage: Eukaryota; Metazoa; Arthropoda; Insecta; Hymenoptera; Apidae. Gene Ontology annotation, cellular component: nucleus; tRNA (m1A) methyltransferase complex. Gene Ontology annotation, biological process: tRNA methylation. The transcript has a single exon.
AUGUGCGAAAACGAAGAUGAUAUAAUCACUGUGGGAAAGUACGUGAUUAUAAAAAAGCAGAACUUUAAAAAGAUUUAUAAGGUAGCUACGAAUGGUAUCUUGACCUUAGGAAGAGACACAGUGCAAAUGCACGAGAUUAUUGGCAAAACUUUCUGGACUACCUUCGAGAUGAUCCCAGUGAAAAAAGGGAAACGGACGUAUUUCUUAAAAGAAGUAUUAGAAACCGAGUCGUUGAACGAUUUAUUAAGUGAAUUACCAAGUGGUAAUGACAAUCGUACUAUUGUAGACGAUGGCACAUCACAGAAGCUUUCUAAGGAGGAAAUACUUCGCCUUCAAGAAUCUGGCAAAACUGGUAAAGAAAUAGUGGGUAGUCUAAUUGAGAACAAUAAGUCUUUCCUGGAUAGAACCGAAUAUUCGCAGGAGAAAUAUUUGAAAAAAAAGGAGCAGAAGUAUCUCAGAUAUAUAACAAUAUGGAAACCUAAUAUAAGCUUAUUGCACGAUGUGUACUUUCAGUUGGAUCACAACAAAAUUGGAAACUUAAGAAUGGACUCUUUGUCACAGUUGUUGUCAUACAGUGACGUUCAGUCAGAUGGUUUGUACAUAUUGUAUGACAGUGGUUCACAUGGUAUGCCUGCAGCUGCAAUGUUGAACAGAAUUGGUGCAAAUACAGAAGGACAUUUGAUUAAUUUACAUCCUGGGAAUGUUCCUCAGCUUGCACUUGUCAAUGCCAUGAAUUUCCCUAGGGAACAAUUAGACAGAUUAAUUAAUGUUAACAUUUACAGUUUUUUGAGAUUAUAUUAUCAAGGUGAGAGUGCUGUGUUAGAUAAAAUCUCCAAGAAAGUUCAUAACAAUUGUAUAAAUAAGAUAAAAGAAAAUGAAAGCAAAAAUGAUGAUGAGAGCCUAGUAAAUAAUGAAAUCUCACAAAUUGAAGAGACAGAUAUGAAAGAGGGAAACUUAAACAACAUCAAUGAGUCAAAUGAUAAGGUUGAACAUAGCACUAAUGGUAGUUUGAAACGUAAACGAGAUGAAAGUGAUACACAUGAAGCUGUAAAAGUCACUGUUGUAAAGAAACCAAAGUGGUUAAUGGAGACACAGUAUGCAGUGGAACUUGUUAAAGGUUCUAAAGCCAGAGGAUUGGUGAUUGUGGCUAAAGAGCACCCUUUGAAUAUCGUCACAGCUCUUCUACCAUUUCUGGGAUUCUCUAGACCGUUUGCAAUAUAUCACGCACAUCGAGAGCCAUUACAAGAAACUUACAUGAUGUUAAAACAAAAACAGAAUGUUAUUAAUCUAAGACUUCUCUCUAACUUCUUGCGUUCGUAUCAGGUAUUGCCAGAUAGAACGCACCCUGAUAUUUUAACCAGUGACACUGGGGGUUAUUUAUUAAGUGGAUACUUAGUUCAAUAAUAAAUUACAUUUUUAACAAAAUAUUUAUUUAUCCGAAUAAAUUUAUAAGUUUAAGUAAUAUUGUAAGUUGUAUCUUAGAUUAUAAGUAACUUGUGCAAACAGCAAUAUACUUUUUAUAAGUGCUUUAUAUUUACAUUGGACAAAAUUUUUGUGAACAAUAAAGAAAUGCUAUUUUAUA